Anopheles nili is the source of this 543-nucleotide messenger RNA. RefSeq names its product protein doublesex-like. Gene Ontology annotation, cellular component: nucleus. The transcript has 2 exons. Gene Ontology annotation, molecular function: DNA-binding transcription factor activity, RNA polymerase II-specific; RNA polymerase II cis-regulatory region sequence-specific DNA binding. Bases 1 to 543 code for a protein of 180 amino acids. Lineage: Eukaryota; Metazoa; Arthropoda; Insecta; Diptera; Culicidae. Gene Ontology annotation, biological process: regulation of transcription by RNA polymerase II; sex differentiation. The record is from RefSeq and is a predicted model, not a curated record.
AUGGUGUCGCAGGAUCGCUGGGCGGAAGCGAUGUCCGAUUCCGGUUACGAUUCACGCCCGGACGGAACCGGGCGGUCGAGCGCAAACAACAGCUCGCUGAAUCCCCGAACACCGCCCAACUGUGCCCGGUGCCGUAACCACGGGCUGAAGAUCGGCCUAAAGGGUCACAAGCGGUACUGCAAGUAUCGCAACUGCAACUGCGAGAAGUGCUGCCUGACGGCGGAACGGCAGCGUGUGAUGGCGCUCCAGACGGCGCUGAGACGCGCCCAAACGCAGGACGAGCAGCGGGCGCUGAACGAGGGCGAGGUGCCACCCGAGCCGGUAGCUAGCGUUCACAUACCCAAGCUGUCUGAGCUUAAGGACCUCAAGCAUAAUCUGAUUCAUCAUAAUCCUCAGCCGAGACCGUACGAUUGCGACUCCUCCACCGGAUCGAUGUCCUCGGCACCGGGGGCCCCUACUAUGCCGCUGACGCUUCAUCGACGAUCGCCGGGUGUGCCGCAUCAUGUCGCCGAACCGCAACACAUGGGAGAAAGCACACUUUAA